Messenger RNA from Colossoma macropomum (tambaqui), 2697 nucleotides. RefSeq names its product homeobox protein Hox-A2a-like. The record is from RefSeq and is a predicted model, not a curated record. NCBI's taxonomy places the organism in Eukaryota, Metazoa, Chordata, Actinopteri, Characiformes, Serrasalmidae. The transcript is spliced from 2 exons. Gene Ontology annotation, biological process: regulation of DNA-templated transcription. The coding region runs from base 1385 to 2506 and encodes 373 amino acids. Gene Ontology annotation, molecular function: DNA-binding transcription factor activity, RNA polymerase II-specific; DNA binding.
AAAUCCCAGGAUUAUUACAUAUUAAGACUUAUUAUUCACUAACGACAGGGACUUUAAUGCAAACUGGUUGAGCCAUUCUUAGGUUAUUGAAGUGUGUAAUAAAACUUUGGGCCCGUCGAUUUGGCCAUCUAAGGGGUUAAAUUUCGUAUGUUAUUUGAGUUUAUACAUAUAUGCAUGAAUUCAUUAGUGCUACAUAAUGAGUGACCCUCCUUACGUUUACAUACCGUAGAGAGAAAUGCUGUACAAUUGGAGUGCUUCGUUGUAAUGAUCACCCAGUUUCUUCGAUAGCCUCCCGAGCAAAUCUUCUGCCUUAUCUGUUAAUGGAGAAAAAAACUGAUAAGAGUGGACCACAAAUAAAUUCAUCACACUAAAAUCAGCAUUGCUGAUUUAUACCUGCAUUAUACAAUGAAAUAGCUGAAUAUUUAAUUGUGGAGACAAAAAGAAAUAUUUCUUAUUCAUUAGAUGCGCUAACUGUCAAAUAAUUCAUCAUUCAAAAUAGAUGCAGUAUUGUUGGUGCUUAUUUAUAUCCCACACAUUAAGCCUGCAUUUGAUAAAGGUAGUUAAAAAUUCGCGCAAAUAUUAUAGAUUGUUAUAGAUUUUGAGGGUAUAUGUACACGCGCGUGGGACUAAACGUACCUAAAUGUGUGCAUGAAUGUAUUUCUAUGAGGGCAGCCUAUACGUGUGCAUAAGCAGGCUAUACAGGACCCCACUGAAGAGUAAUAGGAGCCGGGCUAAAAUGUGGGAGUUGUGUCAUGUCAGGAUGCAGGAGAUGAAUGGUUGACUUUUCUAAUCGGAGCAGGCGUAGCGUGGACGGCUCAGGCUGAUGUGUGGGUGCAAGACUGCUCUCCUGACAUUUUUUUUAAACAAUACAUAAGAAGUGUGCAUGAGUCCGUGCGGCGAUAGCAGAGGAGGGAGGAGGGACGCUCUAAGGUCCCGUCACACCGGGAUGCACCGGCUACAACGAGGGAAAAAAUAUUCUGAACCUGAUGAUCGCCAAGCCUAAAGGGCAUUGGUUUAUUUACCGCAAAAACAGGGAAAAAAACUACAGCACCGAUGUAAAUAAAUCUGACUUCCCACCGGGGCGAUUCGCUGUUUACAGGACUGUUUUUGGAUCGAUCGUUUAGACAGUGGCUUCUUUUGAUUAAACCCCAAAUUGUCAUUGGGCAGAGGCAAUCAUGUGACAGGCUUUCGGUCCAAUUUCAACCAUGUUUCCAUGAAUUCAAUACUUUAAUAGUGGAACGGUCCACCUAGGACUAUAAUCAGCAUAUCACAAACAAUAAAUAGCACCUAUUUUGAUAUCAGCCUUAUUAUCUUUUGAUCGAAGACGCUUUUUUUCCAAAUCACCAACAGCGAGGAAAACUUUCCCUCCUCGCGAGACAGCGCCAUGAAUUACGAGUUCGAGCGUGAAACGGGUUUUAUCAAUAGCCGGCCGUCGCUCGCGGAGUGCCUGACGUCUUUUCCCCCUGUCGACGACUCAUUUCAAAGCUCAUCAAUCAAGGGCCCAGCGCUCGCGCACCCGCUCAUCCCGCCUCCCUUCGAGCACACCAUCCCUAGCCUAAGUCCCGGGAGCCAGCCUCGCCAUGGACGACCCCGGCACAGCCUGGACGGGGGCAGCCCACUGCCUGCCGCUUCGCUGCCGCCGGAGUACCCGUGGAUGCGCGAGAAGAAGGCCUCCAAGAAAAACUACCACCCCGCGCAGUCCACCACCGCCGCGGUUCCAGCUACAGGACCCGUAUGCUUCUCCCCAAAAGGUUCACCCGAGCUUCCAGCCGAGGUUGGUUUGGCCAGUGGAGGAGGAGGAGGCGGUUCGCGACGGCUGAGGACCGCGUACACAAACACGCAGCUGUUAGAACUGGAGAAGGAGUUCCACUUCAACAAGUAUUUAUGUCGGCCUCGCCGCGUGGAGAUAGCAGCGCUGCUGGACCUGACCGAGCGCCAAGUGAAAGUAUGGUUCCAGAACCGCCGUAUGAAACACAAGCGGCAGACCCAGACCAAAGACAGCCAGGAGAAGCCGAGGAACCCUGCGGCCGCUGAGGACAGCGGGGCACAGAGCGAUGAGGAAAGCUCUGUGUUUGAACCCAGCCUUGGUCAGGAGUCGAGGGCCCUCCGGGAUAGGGAGCUGUGUUCCUUUCAACCGGAGUCAUCAUCAGCUCCUCAGCAGCCCCACAACGGCUCUCCAAACUUUUCCAUAUCGCCCCUUGGUCCUAAUGACAGGAAUCUUGGGCACGUCUCCAGCCCCUCACCCACGCUUACGGGCUGCGGAGCUACAACAGGCCACAGACCUCACUCCGCCAGCCCGGACAACUGCAGCAGCUCCCCGCUCGCCCUGGAUGUGUCUUUGCGGGACUUCCAUGGUUUCCCCACGGACUCGUGCUUGCAUCUGUCUGAUGCCGCCUCACCGACGCUGUGUGAAUCACUGGGCACCCCAGAGCACCUAUCAACGGACAACUUUUGCUUUUUCACAGACGCUUUAAGUACAAUCGAUCUGCAGCAUCUGAGCUAUUGACCACAGGAACACUGGAAUAAUCUAACUUUCAUCAGAAGAAGUUGAUCUUUAUCGUUUUUAUUCAUAUUGGCACAAGGGCCAGAUAGGUUAUCAUUAAAUGAUCAAAGGUAAGAUUCCCUGUGAAUGCUAUGUACAGACUGUAUUCAGUAAUAUACCAAGAGACUAGAAUUUAAUCCUGAAGAUGGAUAUGA